Messenger RNA from Eruca vesicaria subsp. sativa (arugula), 1812 nucleotides. The record is from the annotation of a GenBank genome assembly. Lineage: Eukaryota; Viridiplantae; Streptophyta; Magnoliopsida; Brassicales; Brassicaceae.
AAGAUUUGUUACAUUGUUGUAUUGAAGUUGAGAGGCACAAGGACACACCCUUAUCUGCAGAGCUCUUUCCAAAAAAUAAAAACAAAACUGAAACUAAAAUUUGCACCACUCGUAGAGCACACCCCUAUCUCUUUUGCAAAAGCCAUUAAAAGAAAAAUAUUCUAUUUUAUCUAUUUCAUAUUAUAAUUCUAAGGCUUCUCUUUCAUAUAUUUGUCAACUCUUUCUUUGCCAUUUGUUGCACACACUCAAGUCUCCUGGAAUCAGAGUUGAGUCUUGUUCCAGUUCCAGGGAUCCAAAUGGCGCAGAUUUUGGCAGCUUCUCCAACAUGUCAAAUGAGAUUGACUAAACCGAGCUCCAUUUCAUCGUCAAAGUUAUGGAACUCGGUUGUGUUGAAACAGAAGAAACUAAGCAGCACCAGCAAAGUCAGAAGCUUUAAAGUGAUGGCUCUCCAAUCUGAUAACAGUACAAUCAACAGAGUUGAGAGUCUUCUCAAUCUAGACACCAAACCUUUUACUGAUCGGAUCAUCGCUGAGUACAUUUGGAUUGGAGGAUCUGGAAUUGACCUUAGGAGCAAGUCAAGGACGCUUGAAAAGCCCGUGGAAGAUCCUUCUGAGCUUCCCAAGUGGAACUAUGAUGGCUCGAGUACAGGACAAGCACCUGGGGAAGAUAGUGAAGUGAUUCUCUAUCCGCAAGCUAUCUUCAGAGAUCCUUUCCGUGGAGGCAAUAACAUAUUGGUUAUCUGUGAUACCUACACACCAGCUGGUGAGCCAAUUCCAACAAACAAACGUGCUAAAGCUGCUGAGAUUUUCAGCAACAAGAAGGUCAAUGAAGAGAUUCCAUGGUUUGGCAUUGAACAAGAGUACACUUUACUUCAGCCAAACGUAAACUGGCCUUUGGGUUGGCCUGUUGGAGCUUAUCCUGGUCCUCAGGGUCCUUACUACUGUGGAGUUGGAGCAGAAAAGUCUUGGGGACGUGACAUUUCAGAUGCUCAUUACAAAGCUUGUUUAUAUGCUGGAAUUAACAUUAGUGGUACUAAUGGUGAAGUUAUGCCAGGACAGUGGGAAUUCCAAGUUGGCCCGAGCGUAGGAAUCGAAGCAGGUGAUCAUGUUUGGUGUGCUAGAUACCUUCUUGAGAGAAUCACAGAACAAGCUGGUGUUGUCCUAACACUUGAUCCCAAGCCGAUAGAGGGUGACUGGAAUGGUGCUGGUUGUCAUACCAAUUACAGUACAAAGAGCAUGAGAGAGGAAGGCGGAUUUGAGGUGAUUAAGAAGGCAAUUUUGAACCUCUCGCUUCGUCACAUGGAGCACAUCAGUGCAUACGGUGAAGGCAAUGAGAGGAGGUUGACUGGAAAGCACGAGACAGCUAGUAUCGAUCAGUUCUCAUGGGGCGUGGCUAACCGUGGAUGCUCAAUUCGUGUGGGACGUGAUACCGAGAAGAAAGGAAAAGGUUACUUGGAAGAUCGGCGCCCAGCGUCAAACAUGGACCCAUACGUUGUGACCUCACUUUUGGCAGAGACCACGCUUCUCUGGGAGCCGACCCUUGAGGCUGAAGCACUUACAGCUCAGAAGCUAUCUUUGAAAGUUUAAAUUAUUCAUAAACACACGUGUUUAUUUACGUGGUGUUCCCGGGAUCAUAAAUGUUCUUUAGAACAUUGUUCCGAAUUAAGACGUUCUUUGUCGCCUUUUUCUUUAAUUCGCAUUGUUGUAAAAACUCAGAAUUUCAUGGGCAAUGUUAAUCCUUUUGUAUUUACUCUUAAGAUCUUGUUCUAGUAUCGUCAUGGCUAAUGUGAGUUUAUAUAUGGUCUUCGAUUAA